CAUGAAUAUUUCAGAGGCCGGCUGAUGUCAACAGCACUGGAGCAGCAGCUAUAAAGAGGGGGAUCUCUGUCCAGGAGACCCUCCAGACCCUCCACCUGCUGAAGACAAGGACCCUUCCUCCUCCUCUUCCUCCUCCUGCCUGUGUUUCAGCACCAUGGUCAGCGCACGAGCUCUCCUCCUCGCGGUCACCUGCUGCUGCGCGUACCUGUGGCUCGCUCGUGCGGAGGGAGACUCUUCACUCGAGACGCGCUCGUUGGAUUUCUCGCCAAAAAGACAACAGGAGAAAGACCUGAUUGACGCGUUGCAAGAAGUGCUGGAGAAGCUGAGGAGUAAGGAGAUGCCCUCUGAGAAAAAGCUUGGCUGGCUGCCCUCGUGUGACGCAGGGGAGCCAUGUGCCGUGCGUAAAGGCGCGCGUAUUGGCACCCUGUGCAGCUGUCCCCGGGGGACUUCCUGCAACUUCUAUGUUCUGAAAUGUUUGUGAAAGAAGCAAACAAGAAACCAAGAGAUGGCGGGAGAGAGUGCAGGGGUUUGGGGUCAGAACAAGAAGGUGUCCCCUCCUUAAUGUGAGAUAUGGCUGCAACGGUUGCCAUUCUCCUUGUGAUGAUAAGAAAAAAGAGAUGUAGUACUGCAUGUCAUUAAUAAAGGAUGUUUUUCUUUUAUAAACUUCGUCCGAUACAAUUUUUUGAGCAUGUUCAAUGUUCUGUGUCUGUCUUUGUGUUUUCUCAGACUUUGUGAUCGGGGGAUGAGGAAGUUAUUUG
Molecule: messenger RNA, 758 nt
Organism: Paralichthys olivaceus (Japanese flounder)
Lineage: Eukaryota; Metazoa; Chordata; Actinopteri; Pleuronectiformes; Paralichthyidae
Product: cocaine- and amphetamine-regulated transcript protein-like
Biological process (GO): cellular response to starvation; G protein-coupled receptor signaling pathway; positive regulation of MAPK cascade
Molecular function (GO): neuropeptide hormone activity
Source: RefSeq, a predicted model, not a curated record